AUGACCGGAGAACAAAUGCACGAAAAACUCAUCCAACGUCUCUCCCCAAGCGAACGAAAAAAGUGGAUGGGGAAAAUUUGGGGAACGAAAAUGCGCCCUCAAGGAAAUCGCGAAGAAAAAGUAGUGAUUCUUGGUUGGUAUGAAAAUCGACUGAUCCCGAACCAGCUGACGAGGAUUCCAAGCAAGCCGUUUCAAAAUUAUGGGCGUGAGCUUUGUGGAGAGUGUUUUAUUACGAAUGAUAGGGAUAUGUACGAAACUGCCGAUGCGGUAAUAAUCAACAACGGACCACUUCUCUCCUUUCAAAAGGCAGAAGACGAGCGCUUACGAAAAAAGGACCCGGCAAAAAGAGGCCGCUCUCAAGAUGAACAACUCAAGCCGCCUUCUUUAGAGACCCGAAACAGCUCGCAAUACUGGGUUUUCGUCAAUUAUGAAAGUGGAAUAAAAAAUAUCGACUCGCAGCAAAAUCUUCAAUCUUUCACUCAGGAAUUCGACUCUUCUUUCAACAUUACAUAUUCGUACAAGCGGGAUUCGGAUAUUGUCAGGGGCUAUGGAAGCAUUCAGAAAACGAUGAGGAUGUAUUUUGAUGAAGUUAGUGGGAAGGAACUUUUGAGCAAUGAGCAGAUGAUGGAGAAAAUAUUGAAGCUAAAGAACCAUGAAAAAGAGGGGCUGAAAGACUUUCACACUGAAGCAGGACUGAAACUUCAUGGAGAAGGCGCCUGCUUCGAGAAUCAAACAAAACGAUCCUUCGGCAACAUGGCCAAGUCCCUAAAAUACAACUCUGACAGCGAAGAUACAGUAAUUCAGCACAUGAAAUUCUACCUCUCCUUCGAAAAUGCCUACCAUUGUACAGACUACAUCUCUGAGAAAUUCUGGCGAAAUGCUCUCGGCGCUCUCGCUGUUCCAGUCGUGUUUGGACCGCACUACGAUGAUGUGAAGCAAAUCGCGCCCCCGAAUUCUUUCAUCCACGCGGAGCAAUUCGAGGAAGCCGCAGACUUAGUUUUCUACCUCGAUUAUUUGGACAAAAACGACAAUGCUUACAUGGAAUACCAUGACUGGCGAUCCCUUCGGCCAGAAAGAAUCAAACCUCUUCAUGAAUCUCAUUUCACUCUUUCACGUGAUGAAUACGAUUACUGCCGAAUCUGUCGACUGAUCAGAGCGAAGAGAGCGGCAAAGAUCAACAGAUGGUACCAGAGCGUAAUGCGAUUCUGGCGUUUUGACGUUCACCGCGGCUGCAAACAAGAUGCCAAAUAUCCAGAAUACAUUGAGAAGAUAAAGAAAAAUCUUGUCGAAGUUCCUGCUCACUGA
Oikopleura dioica is the source of this 1305-nucleotide messenger RNA. NCBI's taxonomy places the organism in Eukaryota, Metazoa, Chordata, Appendicularia, Copelata, Oikopleuridae. The record is from the annotation of a GenBank genome assembly.